GAUCCGGCGAUCCCCCUCCUCGCCGUCCGUGCCACCGCCGCCUUCUCCUCCCUCCCAUCCCCCGCGCGCGGUUUUCUUUGGCGUUGAAACGAGUCAAGAACGCCUUCUUCUUCUUCUUGUUCCGUUCGAUAUCCCCGUGCAGAGGCAAGGCGGCGGGUCUCCCGUUCUUGGAUGGUCGUUGUUGGUUUCGGUUGGUGUCGAUGGAGUUCUGGCCGGAGUUCUUGGCGAGCAGCUGGGGGAAGGAGUUCGUGGCGGGGGGAGUCGGGGGCAUGGCCGGGGUGCUGGCGGGACACCCGCUCGACACGCUCCGCAUCCGCCUGCAGCAGCCGCCGCCGCCCGCCAGCCCCGGGAUCACCGCCGCGCCGGGGCGCCCCGCGUCCGCCGCCUCGCUGCUCCGCGGCAUCCUCCGCGCCGAGGGCCCCUCCGCGCUCUACCGUGGCAUGGGCGCGCCGCUCGCCUCCGUCGCGUUCCAGAAUGCAAUGGUCUUCCAAGUCUUCGCGAUCCUGUCGCGGUCGAUCGAUCAACCGAGCUCCAUGUCGGAGCCACCGUCGUACACCAGCGUGGCGCUCGCCGGCGUCGGCACCGGGGCGCUGCAGACGCUGAUCCUGUCCCCCGUCGAGCUCGUCAAGAUCAGGCUGCAGCUGGAGGCGGCCGGGCAGAAGCACCGCCGGCCCGGCGACCACCACGGGCCCGUGGACAUGGCGCGCGACAUCCUGCGGAAGGAGGGCGUCCGCGGCAUAUACCGCGGCCUCGCGGUGACCGCGCUCCGGGACGCGCCGGCGCACGGCGUGUACUUCUGGACGUACGAGUACGCGCGGGAGCGGCUGCACCCGGGGUGCCGCGGCCACGGCGGGGAGCAGGAGAGCCUCGCCACCAUGCUCGUCUCCGGCGGCCUCGCCGGCGUCGCCAGCUGGGUCUGCUGCUACCCGCUCGACGUGGUGAAGUCGCGGCUGCAGGCGCAGGGCUACCCGCCGAGGUACCGUGGCAUCGCCGACUGCUUCCGGCGGAGCGUCAGGGAGGAAGGGCUCCCCGUGCUGUGGCGCGGCCUCGGCACCGCCGUCGCGCGGGCGUUCGUCGUCAACGGCGCCAUCUUCUCUGCCUACGAGCUGGCACUCCGGUUCUUGGCUAGCAGCAGCAACGACCAGAGGCUGGUCAUGGAGGAGAACUGAAUCACCGAGACGGCGAGACUGCAGGGGUUGUACAUAGACUAGUAUUCAUUGGCAGCAUUUCCGAGGCUCGUAGCGUCGCAAGAAGAUGAGAUUUUCAGAGAAAGCAUCGUUGCUGCAGAGUUCGUGUAGAUUGGCAUUAUAGGUUUGCCAAAUGAUGAUGAUGAUCAAUCCCCAAUUGUCUAGGGAAAACUUUUUCUGGUGUACUGCUAUUACAGAUAUAAUAACAUUGUUUGAGACAGUAAAGACUAAAAUUAAUCUUCUUGUCUUGCUGGGA
This is a messenger RNA of Oryza sativa Japonica Group (Japanese rice), 1443 nucleotides long. Its product is annotated as mitochondrial arginine transporter BAC2. Gene Ontology annotation, molecular function: transmembrane transporter activity. Gene Ontology annotation, biological process: transmembrane transport. NCBI's taxonomy places the organism in Eukaryota, Viridiplantae, Streptophyta, Magnoliopsida, Poales, Poaceae. The record is from RefSeq and is a predicted model, not a curated record.